AUGAUUUCAACAAUCGGCACAACAACAAUUCAAACAACUACAGCACCAAACUCACUGGUCAUGAAUCCUACGUCAAUGUUGGUAGAGAUGAAAAGCUUUAUUCCUUCUUCAUAUACUUUUGAAACAGAAAUCCAGAAGAUAAAGCAAGAACUUUUAACAAGUAAUUUAGACUGUAGUGCGAAAGAUGAAACAAAUGAACAGUAUCUUUAUGAAAUGGAGGACCUCAUCGACCAUUUGCCUAAACUACCUGAAAUUCAGCAGCAAAAACUAACUAUUCCUGAAUUCGACGAAAUUGAAGUCAAAGCAACUGACUCAGUAGAAAUAAAGAAGUUCAUACGUAAAGUAAAUUAUGAAUUUCUUGGUUUUCAUUGCAACCAUAAAGUUAUGGACAAAGAUUGCAACAUGGUUUAUAAAAAUAUUUCUGACCUUUACAAAUCCGAAGAAUUUAAGACAUACGAUAACUUUGUUUCAUUAGUUGCAAAAUGUGUAUGGCAGAUAAGAGAUAAAGAUAGAAGAGGUAAAGUAUGGAAUGAACAGAUAAAACCAGCAGCUUUUGAGUUAA
Messenger RNA from Trichomonas vaginalis G3, 562 nucleotides. Its product is annotated as organellar and viral DNA polymerase type B. The record is from RefSeq and is a predicted model, not a curated record. The transcript has a single exon. NCBI's taxonomy places the organism in Eukaryota, Parabasalia, Trichomonadida, Trichomonadidae. The annotation marks the transcript as partial.